CUUUGCUCCUGCACCCACGACCGACCAACAAUUCAGUCGUGCUAAAAACAGGCACUUGCUUUCUACGCCUCUCAUUCUGACGCCCGACACUUAUAAGCCGCUAUGCCCCCAACAAUUGAUCCUGUGUUGAAAGACAAACCCGCCAACCCUCCUGUGGUUGUCCCAAGCGGCGGUGGCAACAAUAUCAUCGUCCGUCCGGUACAGAGAGGAAAUCCCGUUCUUGAAGCUAUAAAGCAUGUCGGGAAGGAAUAUGGCGACAUUGUGGCAGACUUCCAAGUCGGUCGAACAACAGGAGUCUUAUUCCUGAGCCUCAAAUAUCACCGACUACACCCCGAAUACGUGCACUCGCGUAUCGAGAAGCUGGGGCACAGCUAUACCCUACGCAUCUUACUCAUCUUGUGCGAUGUUUCGGAGCAUCGAGAUCCCAUACGGGAGUUAACGAAGACCUGCCUCAUCAAUAACAUCACCGUCAUCGUAGCUUUUUCCGUCGACGAAGCCGGCCACUAUCUCGCCACCUUCAAGCAGUUCGAGAACCGACCACCAGACAUGAUCAAGGAGCGCGUGGACAAGGACUACAAUUCUGUUUUGCGCUCGGCGCUUACGAGUAUCAGCAAGGUCAAUAAGACGGACGUGGAGACGUUGCGGACGUCGUUUGGGAGCUUCGCCGACAUCGCCCGCGCCUCCUCAGACCAGCUUUCCAAUCUCCCAGGCUUCGGACAGGUCAAGGUCAAAAACAUCAAGAACGCAUUCGAAAAGCCCAUCCGAAAUAAGGCGACGAGCGCGCUGCCAUUCGUUCCGUCGCAGGCUUCUCAGCAGAGCUCGAUGGCCUCGUCGUCUCAGGCUUCUACGUCGCAACGAAGCUCGACGGCGGGCGCAGGAUCGUCAGCGUUAGCUACGCCGUCGCCUGCCGCCAUCGCCGGACCCUCGACGACCUUAACAUCUUCAGCCGCAUACUCUUCCUCCACCUUAGGUCCCUCGCACUGCACACCCGCCACACCAUCCGCUCCACGACCGGGCGCGCGAUCCCCCAGCCCAGAAUGGGACAUCGAGAAGGACCUCAGCCCGGAACCUGAAGCGUCUUCUAAACCUCGCCCACCGAGAUCACCUUCACCCGUAUGGGAUAUUGAGCUGGAUCUUAAUUGAAGUUUUCGUGUAGAAGGGUCAUGCAUGGACCUUCAUACGGAUUACAGGAUAUUAUAUAUGUUUGCUAGUACAGAA
Schizophyllum commune H4-8 is the source of this 1218-nucleotide messenger RNA. Its product is annotated as DNA repair protein rad10. The coding region runs from base 103 to 1143 and encodes 346 amino acids. Gene Ontology annotation, molecular function: single-stranded DNA binding; damaged DNA binding. Gene Ontology annotation, cellular component: nucleus; nucleotide-excision repair factor 1 complex; ERCC4-ERCC1 complex. The transcript has 7 exons. Gene Ontology annotation, biological process: mitotic recombination; nucleotide-excision repair; meiotic mismatch repair. The record is from RefSeq and is a predicted model, not a curated record. NCBI's taxonomy places the organism in Eukaryota, Fungi, Basidiomycota, Agaricomycetes, Agaricales, Schizophyllaceae.